Molecule: messenger RNA, 819 nt
Organism: Phoenix dactylifera (date palm)
Lineage: Eukaryota; Viridiplantae; Streptophyta; Magnoliopsida; Arecales; Arecaceae
Source: RefSeq, a predicted model, not a curated record
AUGGCCUCCAAUCCCCAAACCCUCCUCCUCAUCUUCCCCUUCCUCAUCCUAUCCUUUGUUGGGGCUUAUAACAUCACACAAAUUCUCGAGCCAUACUCUAGUUUUUCCAUCUUCAACAACUAUCUCACUCAGACCAAGCUUGCUGAUGAGAUCAACCGUCACCAAACAAUCACUGUUCUUGUUGUUGACAACUCCAAAAUGUCUGUUAUCUUCUCAUAUCUUAACGAGAUUCUUAAGCAUACCAUGGCCAUCCAUGUCAUCCUCGACUAUUAUGACAUAAAUAAACUUAGCCACAUUCUCCAUAAAAGUACCCUCCUUACCACCCUCUUCCUAACCAGCGGCAUCGCCAAUAAUAAACUAGGAAUCUUGAAUGUCACCAACAUGCCUAACGAUAUUGUAAUUUUUGGGUCAGCUACUCCAGAGGCUCCCCUUAGUUCCACCUUCAUUAAGGUGGUCAUAACAAAACCUUACAAUAUCUCAGUCCUUCAAAUGUCCAAUCUCAUCAUCCUACCUGGUAUUGAGGGUGCAAAGCAAGCUUCACCACUUGCCACACUAAAGAAGGCUCUGGCUCUAGCACCAAUGGCUAAACCAACAAACUCAACAUCACAUGCACCAACUACCAUCGAGAAGUCACCAGCCAGCACUCCCAUGGAAGCACCAAAUAUGGUUGAUAGCCCUGUGGCUGCCCCAAUGGAUGCUCCAAAGGCAGGUGCACUAGGUGCAUAUGAUGUACCAACAACCCAUUUUUCAGCAAGCCAAAACAUAGUCUGUGGAAUCCUUGGGCUUCUUGUUGGCGUUAUCCACUUGGGUGCUUUCUAA